UUUGACUAUUCUUAAGAGCUUUUGUUUUUAAAAUUCCUAUUAUGACUAUUGAGUCACAAUAUCGGACAAGGAUUAUUAAGAUACGUGUUCGUUUAAGUGAUUAAAGUAUAUUCGGAUUACUACUACCUAACGUGCUAUCGACAGCCCGACCGACAAUCCCGAGCUGCAAAUAUAAUUAUCGCUAACACAUACACAUUAAUAGAUGAUAUGCGAACAUAUUAUGUUGUCCCUACAUGACUAUGGUACUUUUUGGAAAAAAAUAUUUGACAAAAUAAUGGUUUUGAAAUUAAAAUUUUUGAAACGGCUGCUUCUAUUAAUGCGUGCACGUUUCGAAGUUGAAUUUUGAAGUCUGAUUUAAGAUACAUCCCUGUGACAUUCGGAGCCAUCUGUUUAUACAAUUAUCGGCUAAGAACCGAGUCUGUAGCGCGGGCUGUUCAUCCUAAAUGACUCUUUCAUGAACGAUAGCCCUCGGGGUACUUAUUAGUGAGUCGCCAUUCCCCGAGUUUAGUAGACAGCACGCAUUCGACCUAGUCAUAUAUGUACGUGUCGUUCAAAUUAAAUGUAAUGGAUAGUUUCAUGAAUUACCAGUGCACAGAUGAGGCAUGGGAUCAAAGGAAUCUGUUCGCGAAGCCUUUUCAGAACGGCGUGGAUGCGGUGCCGGCGGUUAAGCAAAGAUGCCAAGCAAAUGCUCGCGAGAGGGACAGGACACAAAACAGUGUCAACAUGGCGUUUAAUACGCUUCGUCUGCUGAUACCGACGGAGCCUCCUGACAGGAAACUCAGCAAGAUCGAAAUCCUCAGACUAGCAGGAAGUUAUAUAACACACCUUGACAAUCAGCUUUAUACCGGAAAUAUGGAACGGCCAUGCUUACAGAAAACCGAUGCGGAUGAUAAAAACACAACAAUGUGCACUUUUUGUUGGACUUCAGUUAAAAAAGAGAAAAUCAGUGCAUCGAAAUUGGAUACCUUUUAUAAGAGUUCAUAUUAAAAUGUACAGUAUAAACAUUUUUGAAUCAUAAUUACGGUUGCUUAAAGAAAUAAUAAACGUUGUUGAAAAAAAUUGGUGACGUUUGAUACAUAUGCUACGGUUUCUAGAUGUAAGAAAAGUAAAAGACACAUUUAGUUUGAAAUUUAUGGUUUUCAAAAAAUAAAUAUAUUUAAUUGAUUUAUGUGAGUAAAUAUUAGCAAAAAUUAGGACUAGACUUUGUAAAUAAUUCAGUAAGGUAACCCACUUAUAAUUGUAACAUUAACCUGCAAUUUCUCUUAUACUUUGCGAUACCUAAUCAAUAUUAUUACUUUAUAAAUAAUAACUUCAUUAAUCCGAUAAUUUAAAUGAAUUAAAUUUAUUGAUUAUUUUUUACGUUAAGUUGAUUAAAAAAUUAAGUAAUGCUUGCUUUUAUGUUGAAUGUUAUAAUUUAAUGCUUACAUACUAUUGUAAUCUGCAGUAAUUUGGUUUGGAUAUAAGUUUAGUAUUUGACAAAAUUUGUAAUAUUUUUACAAUAAGAAAUCGGGAAAACAGUUCGUGAACUUCAUGGUUUUCAUAUAAAUUUCGAUACAUUUCAUAAUUUUUACUUUUGUUAUAAAUUUCGUAGUGUUAAUAUUCAACAAAGAAAGGUCUAUCUGAAGCACUAUCUGAGUGUUCUAAUGCGAUUCCCAACCCGAACCCGUGCGUGUAGGUACUAUGGUAAGCACUACUGUUCUAUCAAUUUCAGAACAAAAGAUAGGACAGCUGGCAAACGACACAAUUCCAAUUGCGGUUCGAAAUUAAUGACUGAAGUUAGCCAUUGUUUUUUUUUUACUUAUUAUGAUAGCCUUAGAGGCUGUUUCAGCUUCCCCUAGGGUCUUACCGUGUAGCUGAGCUUUCGAGGCUCUAUCUAACCCGUAGUGUUGCAGAAUCUACCACCGGAUCGGAAACGCGACCCACUGAGACGAUCCGGCGAGAAACUCAGUGGGCUGUGUCUAUGGGUUAAUUUACUCGUCAAGCCCUUCGUCGCAAGCAACGGGUUCGGCAAGGACGGUGACCCGUGCUUGAGGUGCCUAAAAGCACCGUUAAUGGAUCGGGAGGAUCCGUAUUGAAGUAUUUAGGGCGACGUCGACUGUUUGCCAUUUGGUCCACAGGAUCGGAGAUGUAAUUUCCGGCGUCACGUCAAGAGGGUUUUCGUGUCGUGCCGCCUUGGAAUUCACUACUGCCACUACUUAAUAUCAGACCGAUUGUGAUUUAACUUAGUUUAACCAUCUUAUAUAGAAUAAAAUGAGGUAUAUAUGGAAAAUAUUUCGAAUUGUUUAAGAAUUCGUGGCUAACUGCAUUAAAAACUAACCAGCCAUCAUCAAGACAUUUAUAAGAACGCUGAAAUAUUGAAAACUCAUUGUAACUAAAAAACGUGGGAAGAACCUAACAACAAAUGUUUAUAAGGUAAACAUUUCGCAUUGUUGGGGAAAGCUUAAAUAUAUUUUUCACUAUAACCUACAAGUUUUCUUUCGUCAUUCCAAUUUGAAAUUCAAAUGAUGUCCUCUAUAAACUGGUUUUUCAAAUAAAACAAAUUUUAUCAAAAUGGCACAAUUUAUUCAAAUUCUACUGAACUAUUUAAGUAGACAUUAAACUGUUGAAAAUUGUAAAGUAAUCACAACCAGUGUUUUAAUUUAAAUACGUGAUCAUUUUUAUUAUUAUUAUUAUCAUGUACAAAUAUGUAGUAAGUCUUCUUGGCAGUGCGCUUAGUAUAAAUUUUGAAUACCUCAAACGAAAGAUAAUUUAUUCUUAAGUACAUGUAUAUUUACAAUAAUUUACAUUUAAAUAAUAGUA
Messenger RNA from Bombyx mori (domestic silkworm), 2799 nucleotides. RefSeq names its product transcription factor 15. Gene Ontology annotation, biological process: regulation of transcription by RNA polymerase II; developmental process. The transcript has 4 exons. Gene Ontology annotation, molecular function: DNA-binding transcription factor activity, RNA polymerase II-specific; protein dimerization activity; RNA polymerase II transcription regulatory region sequence-specific DNA binding. NCBI's taxonomy places the organism in Eukaryota, Metazoa, Arthropoda, Insecta, Lepidoptera, Bombycidae. The record is from RefSeq and is a predicted model, not a curated record. The coding region runs from base 538 to 987 and encodes 149 amino acids.